This is a messenger RNA of Scophthalmus maximus (turbot), 2953 nucleotides long. It is a transcript of the gene phex, whose product is annotated as phosphate regulating endopeptidase homolog, X-linked. The transcript is spliced from 22 exons. Bases 280 to 2517 code for a protein of 745 amino acids. The record is from RefSeq and is a predicted model, not a curated record. Gene Ontology annotation, cellular component: plasma membrane. Gene Ontology annotation, molecular function: metalloendopeptidase activity. Gene Ontology annotation, biological process: protein processing. Lineage: Eukaryota; Metazoa; Chordata; Actinopteri; Pleuronectiformes; Scophthalmidae.
GUUACACUAGUGCAUAUAGACGGACAGCAGCAGACAGAGAAAGAGAGACAUGUUGGGAAAGUGAAUUUUCUUUUUUAAAUUCAGGAAUAUGUUGUGGAAAACUUUCUGGAUUUAAUUUUGUCUGUAGUUCUAUUUAUUUUUUAAUUUAAGAUUUCUCUACGUUGGUAGCUUUCUGUUUUUUUUGUACUGCUUCUCCACUUGAGAGAGCAUUUUUUUUAAAGUGUGUGUGUGUGUGUCAGUGUGUUUGUGUGUUUGUGUGUGUGUCUGACAUAGUAAGUCAUGGAGCUGGAGCAUUUAGGCGGCGGUGGGGUCAAACCCGAGAGGGGCAACACUCGCCUGUACAAGAUCGCACUGGCCAUGUGUGUGUUUCUCUGUGCCAUUCUGCUGCUUGCACUCAUACUGGUCUCUCAAAAGUCCAGGCCGGAGGAGUUCUGUGUGACCCCAGAAUGUAUUGAAGCAGCCGGGUCUAUCUUAAGUAAACUGGAUCGGUCCGUUAACCCCUGUGAGGACUUCUACAGUUUCUCGUGCGGAGGUUGGCUGAAGGAGAACCCCAUCCCCGAGGACUCCUCCUCGUACGGCAUCUACCCGUGGCUCCGGCAGCAUGUCGACGUCCAGCUCAAAGAGUUGCUGGAAGCUCCGUCAGGCCCUGAUGAACUGGAGGCCGUGACCAAAGCCAAGAUCCUCUACCGCUCCUGUAUGAAUGAGACCAUGCUGGAGAAGCUCGACACCAAGCCGAUGCUGAGGACGCUGAGGCAGCCCGAGUUCCGGUGGCCCGUGGUCGGGGACGGGCUCGGCGGCGAGUACGAGUGGUCGCCGGCUCAGUGGAGUCUCCUGAAGACGGUGGCGGAGAUGAGGAACCAGCACAGCAAGAGCGUCCUGAUCCGCCUGUACGUCUCCCCCGACGACAAGAACUCCUCGCAGUACGUCCUCAAGCUCGACCAGGCGUCCUUGUCUCUGCCCUCCAGGGAGGACUACAUCACCAACACUUCCUCUGCGCAGACGUACCGCGCGGCCCUGCUCAGCUUGAUGGUGGACACCGCCGUCAUGCUGGGCGCUCCGGAGGCGGCGGCGCUGACCCAGAUGGAGGAGGCCCUCGCCUUCGAGACCAAACUGGCCCAUAUCCUGAUUCCCUACGAGAACCGCACCAGUGAGAACAUGUACAACCGAUACUCGCUGUCUCGCCUGCAGCGCUCCAUUCCACAGUUCAACUGGCUGGGUUUCGUCAAAGCUGUGGUGGAGUCCAAGAGCGACCCGGCCCGGUCCAUCUCCCCGUCGGAGACCGUCAUCGUCCGAGCGCCGCAGUACUUCAAGGAACUAGUCAAGCUCAUUAACGCCACAGAUCCCAGGACCGUGGCGAACUAUGUACAGUGGAGGACGGUUUUCUCCAGGAUCACCACCCUGAGCCGCCGUUUCCUCUACAGAUACCUCGACUACGCUCGGGUAACCACGGGAACCACCUCCCUCAGCCCGCGCUGGGAUAAGUGUGUGAACUACGUGGAGAACUCGCUUGUUUAUGCCACCGGGCGCCUUUUCGUCAACACACACUUCCAGGAAGACAAGAAACACAUGAUGGAGGAGCUGAUCGAGGCCGUUCGCUGGGCGUUCAUCGACAUACUGGAGAAGGAGAACGACUGGAUGGACCAGCCGACGAAGAAGAGGGCAGUGGAAAAGGCUCACGCCGUCCUGGCGAAGGUCGGCUACCCCGAGUUCAUCCUGAACGACACCUACCUCAGUGAAGAUCUGAAGGAGCUCGAGUUCAGUAAGAUGGACUACUACGGCAAUGUGAUGCAGACGCUGAAGUUCAUUGCCCAGUCGGACGUCGCCUGGCUUCGAAGGAGCGUGCCGCGCACGGAGUGGUUUACCAACCCGACAACCGUGAACGCCUUCUACAGUUCCUCCACCAAUCAAAUCAGAUUCCCUGCCGGAGAGCUGCAGAAACCCUUCUUCUGGGGGAGAGAGUAUCCGAGGUCUUUAAGUUACGGCGCCAUCGGGGUGAUAGUCGGACACGAAUUGACACACGGCUUUGACAACAACGGACGUAAGUAUGACAAAAAUGGAAACCUUGACCAGUGGUGGAGCAACUCGUCCAUAACGGCCUUCAAUGAGAAGACCCAGUGUAUGAUAGACCAGUACAACGACUACCACUGGGAGGAGGCGGGCCUGAACGUGCGAGGUAAGAGGACGUUGGCGGAAAAUAUAGCGGACAAUGGAGGAAUAAGAGAGGCGUUCAGGGCAUACAGGCGGUGGGUGGACGAGAGCAGGGGCGGCGUGGAGGAGCCUCUGCUGCCCGGAGUGGACCUGAACAACAACCAGCUCUUCUUCCUGAGCUACGCACACGUGAGAUGUAACUCGUACCGGCCAGAAGCAGCCAGGGACCAGAUCCAGAGCGGAGCGCACAGUCCACCAAAGUACCGAGUCGUCGGAGCGAUGAGUAACUACGAAGAGUUUCGCAAAGUGUUCAACUGCCCCGAGUCGUCGGCCAUGAACCGAGGAGCGCAGUCCUGUCGGGUGUGGUGAAACCUCGGCCCCUGACCUGGACCCUGAACCAGGCCAGAGCUGUCGGCGGGAGGCCUGUUGAGAAAAAGGCUGAUAAUGUUGGACUAAGCCUACAUAGUUUACAUGUGCCCCCCCCGCCCCCACACAGGUACAUUUACUGCAUAUGUUGCAGCUACUGCAUAAGUUAUGACUGAGCCUUUUGUCAUGGACCAUAUAGUUUAUCAAUUUUAUUGAAAAGGUUUUUCUUUUUGCAGGCUGUUUUUGCAAAAACAGAAACAGUAUAUGCACUGUAAGUGUGACUUGUAAAAGGCUUUCCAAUUGGAAUAAAGAAUUUAUACAUUACAAACUGUACAAUGAUUAGAAUUAUAUUUUUUUUUUUACAGGAACAUAUAUUCUAGAUGUUACAGUAACUGUGGGAAGCAGAAAUAUAUCAGGUCAACAUAUAUACGUAUAUAUA